AUGGGGCUGAAAAGGCAGAGCCACCACAUGGUGGCUUUGAUGUUGAAUGAGCAAAUGGUCAUCAGGAGGAAGUGCACAUUCUUGGGCGUCCCAAGAGGUUAUUUUGGGAGGGCGCUGGUGUUAUGGACCAUAAUUGCCUUAUUUUUGUGUAUGGGAGAGUAUAAAUACCAAGAUGGUGAUAUCCAGCAAAGGAGGGAGGAAGUUCUUGCUAAUGGCUGUAACCAAAGGGCGAGGAUGCUUCAAGAUCAGUUCAAUGUCAGUGUCAACCAUGUCCACGCACUUGCAGUACUUGUUUCCACUUUUCAUUAUCUCAAGAGUCCAUCUGCAAUAGAUCAGACGACCUUUGCUGAGUAUACUGCCAGUACUGCUUUUGAGAGGCCAUUGUUGAGUGGGGUAGCGUAUGCCCAAAAGGUUUUGAGUUCUGAAAGGGAAGAAUUUGAGAGGCAACAUGGGUGGACUAUAAAAACAAUGCAAGGAGACCCUUCACCUGUUAAAGAUGAAUACGCCCCCGUGAUAUUUUCACAAGAAACUUUGUCAUACCUUCGAGCGUUGGAUAUGAUGUCCGGGGAGGAAGACCGCGAAAAUAUCUUGAAGGCUAAGGCAACUGGGAAGGCUGUUCUCACAAAACCCUUCAGGCUGUUGAGCUCUCAUCACCUUGGAGUUGUUUUGACGAUUCCUGUUUUUAAAUCCUUGCUACCCCCAAACCCUACAGUUCAAGAACGCUUAAAAGCAACUGCAGGGUACCUUGGCGGAGCCUUUGAUGUUGAAUCCCUUGUCGAAAAUCUAUUAGGUCAACUUGCCGAACGAGAGGCAAUAGUGGUGAAGGUGUAUGAUAUUACUAACUCUUCUGAUCCUCUAGUCAUGUAUGGUAACAAUUCCCAAGUUGGUGAUUUAUCCCUUAAGCAUGUUAGCAAGCUUGAUUUUGGGGAUCCAUUUCGUAAGCAUGAGAUGGUCUGUAGAUAUCUUGAGAAAGCUCCUGUGUCAUAUUCUAAUGUGAUCAUUGCUUCUAUGAUCUUUGUGAUUGCAAUGUUGGUCGGAUAUAUCCUGUACAAUGCAGCAAAUCAUGUUGUCAAAGUGAAUGAUGGCUACUUUAAAAUGGAGGAACUGAAAGUUCAAGCUGAAGCCGCUGAUGUUGCCAAAUCUCAGUUUUUGGCUACCGUUUCUCAUGAAAUCAGGACUCCAAUGAAUGGAAUUCUUGGAAUGCUUGCUCUACUUUUAGACACAGAUUUGAGUUCAACUCAAAGGGAUUAUGCUCAAACUGCUCAAGCCUGUGGAAGGGCACUGAUAACAAUAAUAAAUGAAGUGCUUGACAGGGCAAAAAUAGAAGCUGGCAAGUUGGAGCUCGAUAAGGUUCCUUUUAAUCUUCGCCCAAUACUUGAUGAUGUUGUUUCGCUAUUUUCUGAGAAGUCUAGGCGCAAAGGAAUUGAGUUGGCCGUCUUUGUGUCCGACAAAGUACCUGAAGUUCUUUUGGGGGAUCCAGGAAGACUCAGGCAAGUGAUCACAAAUCUUGUGGGGAACUCUGUCAAAUUUACUGAUCAUGGACAUGUCUUCAUCAAAGUUCAUCUCGCUGAAGAAGCAAAAGCUGCAGUAGACGCAGAAGUCAACUACUGCUUGAUAGGAGGGUCUGAAAGUGUUGUAGCUGGUGGCCAUCAGUUUAAAACUUUAAGUGGAUACGAAGUUGCAGAUGAACAUACCAAUUGGCAUAAUCUUGCGCAUUUGAUUUCAGACGAAGAUAGUUACAAUACUUCCAGUAAAGUGAAGGUUGAUGAUGCAUCUCAAAAUGUCAGUCUUUUGGUAUCUGUUGAGGAUACAGGAAUUGGGAUUGCUUUACAUGCGCAAGAUCGGAUUUUCACACCAUUUAUGCAGGCUGACAGUUCAACUUCCAGAAAUUAUGGAGGUACAGGAAUUGGCUUGAGCAUUAGUAAGUGCUUGGUUGAGCUAAUGGGUGGUUCAAUCAGCUUUGUCAGCCGUCCAAAAAUUGGAAGUACAUUUUCAUUUACAGCCAACUUUCGAAGAUGUGAGCAAUCUUCUGUGAGCGAUCCAGUAAAGUCUAUCUCUGCUGAUAUACUUUUGGCAUUCAGAGGACUUAAUGCCAUUGUUGUCGAUGGCAGACCAGUUAGAGCAGCUAUCACUAGAUAUCAUCUCAAGAGGCUUGGUAUCCAAGUUCAAAUUGUGAGUAGCGUCAGAAUGGCUGCGGAUAUUCUCUGGAAAAAUGGUUCCCAUACUUCUGUAAGUGAAGCGCAGCCGUUCAUAAUUCUAGUUGAAAAGGAAUCAUGGAUGUCUGGUGAGGAUGAUUGUUCUUGUUUGUCAAUGAACUGGAAGCAGAAUGGCCAUGCACAUAAAGUGCCAAAAUUGAUCCUUUUGGCUACCAAUAUUACUAGCAGUGAGGUUGAGAAGGCUAAAAAAGUAGGUUUUGUUGACACAGUGAUCGUGAAACCUUUGAGAGCAAGUUUGCUGGUUGCUUGCCUACAACAGGUUUUGGGAUUUGGUAAGAGGACUCAAGAGAUAUGCAAGGGUUCUGCUUCCCUUCAUGGUUUGCUUAGUGGCAAAAAAAUUUUGGUGGUUGAUGAUAACAUGGUCAACCGCAGAGUUGCUGCUGGCGCCCUAAAGAAAUAUGGUGCUCUUGUUGAGUGUGUCGAGAGUGGAAAAGCUGCUCUCCAGAAGCUUGAGCUGCCACAUACUUUUGAUGCUUGUUUCAUGGAUAUUCAGAUGCCGGAAAUGGAUGGUUUUGAAGCAACUCGCCUUAUUCGCAAGAUGGAGUGGAGUGCCAAUAACCAGUUGAGCCGAGGAUGCACAAUGCACGACGGAACCCCGAAAAAGCGUGAAUGGCAUCUGCCAGUUUUAGCCAUGACAGCUGAUGUGAUCCAUGCAACGUUAGACAAAUGCUUGGAGUGUGGGAUGGAUGGUUAUGUCUCAAAGCCAUUCGACGAAGAAAAUCUGUAUCAAGCCGUGUCAGCAUUCUUCCAAUCCAAACCUCACCCCGAUGACCAAGUAGUAUGA
This is a messenger RNA of Oldenlandia corymbosa var. corymbosa, 3000 nucleotides long. NCBI's taxonomy places the organism in Eukaryota, Viridiplantae, Streptophyta, Magnoliopsida, Gentianales, Rubiaceae. The record is from the annotation of a GenBank genome assembly.